CUCAUUAAAGGUGGAGAACCACUGCUUUACAGCUUAGAACACUCACUUACUAGCUAUGACGAAAUGUCUAAUUGUUUAUUUCCUCAGGCUGUAAGAAUUUGGCUCGGAGUCAAGCAGGUCUUGCAGCAAAGCAGGAAGCGACACUGGAUUGACGGGACUGAGAGCCUCGUGUUUUCAUAGCGCCGAAACUCCACGAGUAGGCUGUUUGUUUGGGGCGUUGAAGAAAACACGUGGGAGAAAUAUACGUAUAUAUAGAGGAGUCCGAGGACAUGGAGCGGCGCUUUUAAACUGUCCGUUAUGGAGGUGGCAAACGAAGAGGCAGCCUGUAAAGUCUACGCAGUUUUAAUGGAGCCCGAGCCCGAGACCGUGAGCCGUUUGAGGACAAAGUACUACUCACUGCGGCGACAGGUGUGUUUAAUCCAGUCCAUCAGCGUGCUCCUCUGCUUCAGCUGCUGCCUGUUCACGCUCCUGUAUCACGCGUUCCCGCCGACCUGCACGGAAAACGGAACUAAGGAGGCAUCUAAAUUUGAAAUGCAGCAUCAAGAUUUUGAAUCGCAUAGCAGAGAAGAAAUGACCCCGACACAAAGAGACACAUCUUUCAUUCGCCUGACAGUUAAAAACGAUGUCCGUUUCACUAAAGACGGAUUUGUGCCGUGGAUGGAUACACCAGAGUAUUCGUCACCAACCCAUACCAGAUACUUCAUCUUGGAUGACGAUAAUGAAUCUCUGAAAGUCCUUCAUGACGGAACAUACAAGGUUUCUCUGCAGAUUACGUACAGAAAAUUCAGUGAUAAGCCAGAAAGGGAUGAAAUAUUUCUGCAACAUGAUAUUCAUCAUUAUACUGACGGAUAUCCUGGACACCUGCCCCUGCUCACCCACUGCGAAACAGUGAACAUUACACACUGGAGGAAAAGUCUGUUUUCUGAAGGUAUUUUUUAUCUCAACUCUGGGGACAGACUCAAGGUGUGGUCCAAGAAUCUGAACCUCAUUGAUGUUGGAGAUAAAUUUGUGCAAAAAACUGUCUUUGUGGUGUAUCCACAUUUUACCCCGUGAGGAUACGGCGAAUACAAAAAACAAAAAGACAAUUUCUUCUGUAGCUUUGAAUAAGGAUCAAAAGGGCUGCCAUGAAGUACCAUAUUCAUCUGUCUAAACCGAUUCUCCUUUUGUUAGCAGAAUAAUUUGGAUCUCAGAUAUAUUUAUGCUAUAAUCAGUAGCAUAGCCAUGUACAGAUGAAAGCCCUUACCAAAAAAUACUGUGGUACAUUAAUGGUGUCACAUGGUAAUACUAGAGUACUUUGAUAUAAACUAUGGUAGUGAAAUUCAUUCCCUCUAGUGUCGUUUUCAAGAAUAUCGUGGUGCUUCCAUGGUAUGUGUUAAACAACUUGCUAAUACCAUAGUAUUAUUUUUGGUAUUUUCUUUUGUAAGAGAAGACUUUUCUGCUUCACAGCUGGGGACAAAACAGGCAUUGGCUUGGGUUUUAAAAGCUACAAUUUUAAGCACUACAACUGUGGAAAAAUGUUAAUUUUGUAAUUAAGUUUUAUUUUUG
This is a messenger RNA of Sinocyclocheilus rhinocerous, 1545 nucleotides long. RefSeq lists its product as uncharacterized. Gene Ontology annotation, molecular function: tumor necrosis factor receptor binding. The transcript has 4 exons. Gene Ontology annotation, biological process: immune response. The coding region runs from base 298 to 1053 and encodes 251 amino acids. The record is from RefSeq and is a predicted model, not a curated record. Gene Ontology annotation, cellular component: membrane. Lineage: Eukaryota; Metazoa; Chordata; Actinopteri; Cypriniformes; Cyprinidae.